UGUUAAUUCACAGCAUAUGGCAAAGCCAUUGACAAGUUCUCACACUUGUUGAUGCGUUUACCAUACGCACCUUCUUAAUUACUUUAACAGGCAUGGCUACCAUCAGACAAGCCAUCGCUCAUCAUCCCGUAUAUAAAUCGGACAUUCGAUCUAUUUGAGGUCUCGAUUGUACGGUCACUCGCUUAUGCUUGUAAUCGUGUUACAGUUGUCUUGGUUGAUUCUCAAUACACCUUUAACCGCACCUCUCGUGUUUGACUCUUGUGACUCAUCAUCACAAAUUGGUGAACGUGCCAGUUUGGACUUCAAGACCUGCCGUGAGUCAACGAGAAGGAACAUCGCCCCCAGCUGCCACACCACCUAGGACCAGACGACCAGACAACCCACAACGAGAUCAUCUACAUCGAGGAAGGAAACAUCAAUUUUCUCAAAACUGUAAGUGAAUGACGAAUCCUCAAACAACAAUUAGCGACACUUCGUUUACAGCUAUUAAUGAGUCUUUAAUUGAUGAGAUAGACCUAGAAGAAGACGCGUACGUAAAUUCCUUAGCUGAUAGUGUACUAAAAGUUAGAAACAAUUUUGUUACCCAUUGGUCAAAUUUAAUAAGUCUUUGUAAAAGUAAUAUAGAUGAAACCUCAGAUAAACGCUUAACACGAAGUAGUUAUAUUGCAAAAAGAAAGGAAGUCACAGGUCAAGUUUAUCAUUUUUUGAAACAGUAUACAUUUGAAUUGCAUAAGAAGGAGUUUGGAAGUUCAGUCUAUCUUACCGGCGAGGCUAAAGAAAAAGUUUUAGAAAAAUUAGGGACAUAUUUCGUAGAAUUAAAAGCAGACCCCAAUAAAUUUAACCCUUUGUUACAAAAUGUUAGAGAAGCUCAUAGUCGAGAAGUAGAUUUUCGGAAUAAAGCAUUUAAAAUAUUUAAGAGGGAACUUCUUUUCAAACAAUUAGCAUUAGAUGAGUAUGCAAAGAAUCUUGAACAAGACGUAGCGAACGAAACGAAAAAGACUGAAAAAGAGGUAGAUAAAGUAAGGAGAGAAUUUUCAAAGAAAGUAGCCGAUUCUUAUCUAGAAAACACCCGUUUAACAGCAGAAGUAGAAACAUUAACCCGAACAAAUUUUAAACAAGCAACUUUAAUAGCAGAUUUUAAUAAUAGACCCAAAGAAAGUCAGGCAAGCGAUGAGAGUAAAACAUUUUUGACAGAAUAUGAGACAGCUAAAACCGAUCUAGAAAAAGCUAAGAGCGAAAUCAUAGGACAGAACGACUGCAUAAAUGAUUUAAGGGAUUCUCUAUCACAACUUAAGGAAGACACUGAAGAUAAAAUAAAACAACUAAACCAUAGCUACAAUCUAUUAGACAACGCACACGAAGCUUUGAAGAACGCAAGUAAAUUAACAGAAGACGACGUAACAACACUUACAAAUAAAAACCAAGAACUAUCUCAGAAGCUAGACACCUUGCAAAUUGAAGCCAACUCCAAAGAAGCAAGCAUAAAAAUUUUGAAAACAACCAAACGAGACUUAUCCAAUAAAAUCUCUGACCUCGAACAAGAAAUUAAAGCUAAAGAUUUAUACAUUCAAAAACAUUUGAAAUCGACUUUAGUAGCAGAUACGCAAACCCAUUCAAAGCCCACUCAAACAACUAAUAUUAUAACCAUGACGUUAGGCAAUAGUAAUGAAGAUGCACCAAUAACUAAGAGCCAUUUACGUGAAUUAUAUUCACAGGACGAACGGAAAUCUAUUCCGAUUUUUAAAGGCAAAAGAGGAGAGCAGUUAGUUAAUAAUUGGUUAAAAGAUGCGGAAAGAGUCGCACAAAGCGCAGGGUGGGAGAAGAAAGAUAAAAUAAAAUAUUUUUCAGAUAGACUAAGAGGAGAUGCUGCGGAUUGGCAUAGUGAUUAUAUGGAAAGAGCACAAGAUGAGGAAGAUUACGAUGCAUGGGAAAAAGCUUUAAUAAAUAGAUUUCUUACAGAAACAGAGUUAGAAAAUUUAAGAAAACAAUUAAACGAGCUUCGGCAGACCCCCGAUCAAAGCACACAAACUUUCGUUAGUAGAAUUAAUCAGUUAUAUGACAUCAUUCAUGGAAAAGAAAUUACAUUAGGUGACAAAGCGACGAACGAAGCUAAGGCAUUAGCAAUAUCUCUGAGUCAAAUGAGAGGCGAAGCUAAACAAAAAAUUCUUUUAAAGGGUCUCUUGCCUAAAAUAUUGAAAAUAGUUUGGAGCCGCAUGGAUGUUGAUAGUGCUUACGAAGACGUAUGCGAAAACGCCUACGCCGCAGAAACUUUAGUUAAUAGAAUGGAACAGAAUGAAGAUAAGAGUUUAAAGGCCACUAUAGCAGGUAUCUCUGCACACGAUAACGAGCAAGAUAUAGAGAUCUUGCGGCAGAAAACAAAGAUUGUUCAUUUAGAGAAACAGUUAGCCGGUCUAACUAUCGGUAAAAAUGCUCCACAGGAAAACAACGAGAUUGAUUUUCCCUCAAUAGCAGUUGCCGACGCCUUUAACAGACACAGAUCACCUUCCGGCGAUCGUAGACGGUCCAAUUCGGAAAAUCGGAUCCGUUUUCAGCACCCCCCAAGCCGCCAACACAGCGCGGAUAGAAAUAUUCCUCGAUCUAGAGAUAACCGUCCGAGAAGAGAGCCAACUCCACCACCACAAAAUUAUUCAAACAGAUCACAAGGACAAUUUCAGCGUCCCCAAAAUUUUAAUCCUAUGUUUAAUCCUCGUCGUAGAUUUCAGAAUUUAAGUGAAUAUCCCCAACAUUUUCGAAACCAAACGUUUCGUGCCCAUCAGGUACCGCGCCAGAAUAACUUCGUUACCUCAGGUCCCCCUGGAGCUAGGCCACAGCAUAACGCUUGGUAUAACCCAGCCCAAGGAUUUAGAAAUAAGAGACAUAUAGAGUGUUAUGCUUGUGGAAAGCGAGGACACUACGCGCGAGAAUGUCGCAGCGUGCCCCCGCCCCCGUCAACAGAACAGCAGUAGGUUUAUCG
Messenger RNA from Daphnia pulex (common water flea), 2974 nucleotides. RefSeq names its product myosin-11-like. NCBI's taxonomy places the organism in Eukaryota, Metazoa, Arthropoda, Branchiopoda, Diplostraca, Daphniidae. The record is from RefSeq and is a predicted model, not a curated record. Gene Ontology annotation, molecular function: nucleic acid binding; zinc ion binding. Bases 441 to 2966 code for a protein of 841 amino acids. The transcript has 2 exons.